AUGCACGCACGUGCUCUGCAAUGCAUCGCAGUCUGCCGGCAAGCGGCGAGGCAGCCCUCUGGUGCAAGAAAGGCCAAAUCCGCUCGGACCACCUCCCGCCCCCCGACUGCUGCGGUCGCCGCUAGGCCGGCCAGCUUCCAGCCUCUGACGGAGGAAGGCCCUUUGCUGGAAAGGGCUCCCAUCGGCAGGAUGUUCCCUCCCUCCGCUAAGCGGCCAACGGCCCCCGUCCAGGCCUCUGGAAACGGCCCCCCCCCUCUGGAAGUGGCCAAAAGCGGGACCAACGCCCUUCUCGGACUUCCAGGGCCGCGUCCAGCGCCACCAAGGCCCCCCGGUCGUGAUGCCCCUGAACCUGGAGCGCCCCCCGGAGCCCCCCACGGUUGUCCCCCCCCCCCGGGCCACCGUCUCCCGCCUCCAAGCGUUCACGUCCCUGGCAGCCUCGGGUACUUUGCUGGCGAUGGCGCCCCCAACGAGGUUUCCUGCCCCGACACCUGGACUCCCACGAAGGACGGGAUGCCGGCCGAGGACGCCCUGCAACGGGGCGCUGACGGGCCUCCGGCCGAGUGCACGACGAAGACGCCGCUGGCCCGGAGGCAGUUUGUGCACGCCCUGGGCCUUGGCCGUAGCGCCAACAACCGCUCCCUGCCCUGGCCACUGUGGAAGCGGAUGCCUCCCAGAUCUUGGCCACUAUGUAGUCUCUGA
Messenger RNA from Penaeus monodon (black tiger shrimp), 699 nucleotides. RefSeq names its product basic proline-rich protein-like. The record is from RefSeq and is a predicted model, not a curated record. The transcript has a single exon. NCBI's taxonomy places the organism in Eukaryota, Metazoa, Arthropoda, Malacostraca, Decapoda, Penaeidae. Bases 1 to 699 code for a protein of 232 amino acids.